Gavia stellata (red-throated loon) is the source of this 1764-nucleotide messenger RNA. RefSeq names its product EBF transcription factor 2 (gene EBF2). Gene Ontology annotation, biological process: regulation of transcription by RNA polymerase II. Lineage: Eukaryota; Metazoa; Chordata; Aves; Gaviiformes; Gaviidae. Gene Ontology annotation, molecular function: DNA-binding transcription factor activity, RNA polymerase II-specific; RNA polymerase II cis-regulatory region sequence-specific DNA binding. The coding region runs from base 1 to 1758 and encodes 585 amino acids. The record is from RefSeq and is a predicted model, not a curated record. The transcript has 16 exons.
AUGUUUGGGAUUCAAGAUACUUUAGGAAGAGGACCAAUUCUGAAAGAUAAAGCUCUAGGUUCUGAAAUGGAUUCCGUCAGGUCCUGGGUCAGAAACGUUGGGGUUGUGGAUGCAAACGUAGCAGCACAAAGCGGAGUAGCUUUGUCCAGAGCUCACUUUGAAAAGCAGCCACCCUCCAACUUGAGGAAAUCCAAUUUCUUUCACUUUGUUCUGGCUCUCUACGACAGACAGGGGCAGCCCGUGGAAAUAGAGAGGACAGCUUUUGUGGACUUUGUAGAAAAUGAUAAAGAGCAGGGAAAUGAAAAGACAAACAACGGCACGCAUUACAAACUCCAACUUCUUUAUAGUAAUGGUGUCAGGACUGAACAGGAUCUGUAUGUUAGACUCAUCGAUUCAGUCACUAAGCAGCCCAUAACUUAUGAAGGACAGAACAAGAAUCCCGAAAUGUGCAGAGUUUUGCUUACCCAUGAAGUCAUGUGCAGUCGGUGCUGUGAGAAGAAAAGUUGCGGCAACAGAAAUGAGACUCCGUCUGACCCUGUGAUCAUUGACAGGUUCUUCUUAAAAUUUUUUCUCAAGUGCAAUCAGAAUUGUUUGAAAACAGCAGGAAACCCAAGAGAUAUGAGACGGUUCCAGGUUGUGCUAUCAACAACAGUGAAUGUUGACGGGCACGUACUGGCAGUGUCUGACAACAUGUUUGUUCACAACAACUCCAAGCAUGGACGGAGAGCAAGGAGACUUGACCCCUCAGAAGGUACUCUGAUGUCCUUUUUGUUUUGUUUAGCCACACCGUGCAUCAAAGCCAUCAGCCCAAGUGAAGGUUGGACUACAGGAGGAGCAAUGGUGAUCAUUAUUGGAGACAACUUCUUUGAUGGGCUGCAAGUUGUAUUUGGAACCAUGCUUGUAUGGAGUGAGCUUAUCACGCCUCACGCCAUUCGAGUUCAGACACCUCCACGUCACAUUCCCGGAGUGGUUGAAGUGACAUUAUCGUACAAAUCCAAACAGUUUUGCAAAGGCGCACCAGGCAGGUUUAUUUACACAGCUUUAAAUGAACCUACCAUAGAUUAUGGUUUCCAAAGACUGCAAAAGGUCAUCCCAAGACAUCCUGGUGACCCUGAAAGACUAGCUAAGGAAAUGCUGUUGAAACGAGCUGCUGACCUAGUUGAAGCACUGUAUGGAACACCACAUAACAACCAGGACAUCAUUCUGAAACGAGCUGCAGACAUCGCAGAAGCUCUCUACAGUGUACCAAGGAAUCCCGCACAGAUCCCUGCACUGUCUAGCUCUCCUGCUCACAGCAGUAUGAUGGGAAUUAACUCCUACGGUAGCCAGUUAGGAGUCAGCAUUUCAGAGUCAACACAGGGGAACAACCAAGGUUAUAUUCGUAACACAAGCAGCAUCUCACCCCGAGGUUACUCAUCCAGUUCCACACCUCAACAGUCCAACUACAGCACUUCCAGCAAUAGUAUGAACGGCUACAGCAACGUCCCCAUGUCAAACCUGGGCGUUCCUGGCUCACCUGGAUUCAUUAACGGCUCUCCAACAGGAUCCCCCUAUGGAUUAAUGUCUUCAAGUCCAACAGUUGGCUCCUCCAGCACUUCUUCCAUCCUUCCAUUCUCCUCUUCCGUCUUUCCUGCUGUCAAACAGAAGAGUGCCUUUGCUCCUGUCAUCAGACCCCAAGGGUCUCCUUCUCCUGCCUGCUCUAGUGGCAAUGGAAAUGGGUUUAGAGCCAUGACUGGUCUUGUCGUUCCCCCGAUGUAAGGAGGA